This is a messenger RNA of Drosophila kikkawai, 1707 nucleotides long. It is a transcript of the gene Cdk5, whose product is annotated as Cyclin-dependent kinase 5. Gene Ontology annotation, cellular component: cytoplasm; nucleus. Lineage: Eukaryota; Metazoa; Arthropoda; Insecta; Diptera; Drosophilidae. Gene Ontology annotation, biological process: neuron apoptotic process; protein phosphorylation; axonogenesis. The record is from RefSeq and is a predicted model, not a curated record. Gene Ontology annotation, molecular function: ATP binding; cyclin-dependent protein serine/threonine kinase activity.
GUAUUUUUGAAUAGUCUACCUCCGGUCACACUGGCAGCCAACAAAACAAACUGCAAACUAAAAUAAUAGAAAAACACUUUCCUCCCCUCGAGUUUUAGACUUUUUUGGCUACACCCAUCGGAAACCUUAUUUAAGCUGCAAUGCAGAAGUACGACAAGAUGGAGAAGAUAGGCGAGGGCACCUACGGCACGGUGUUCAAGGGCCGUAACCGGGACACCAUGGAGAUUGUAGCUCUGAAGCGGGUGCGCCUUGACGAGGAUGACGAGGGAGUACCUAGCUCCGCGCUUCGGGAGAUCUGCUUGCUGAAGGAGCUAAAGCACAAGAAUAUCGUGCGCCUGAUAGACGUCCUGCACUCGGACAAGAAGCUAACCCUGGUCUUUGAGCACUGCGACCAGGAUCUAAAGAAGUACUUUGACAGUCUGAACGGGGAGAUUGACAUGGCCGUCUGCCGGAGCUUCAUGCUCCAGCUGCUCCGCGGAUUGUCCUUUUGCCACAGCCACAAUGUCCUCCAUCGCGACCUGAAGCCACAGAACCUGCUGAUCAACAAGAACGGAGAACUAAAGCUAGCUGACUUUGGUUUGGCCCGUGCCUUUGGCAUUCCCGUCAAGUGCUAUUCCGCAGAGGUGGUGACUCUGUGGUACCGACCACCCGAUGUCCUGUUCGGGGCCAAGCUAUACACCACCAGCAUCGAUAUGUGGUCGGCUGGAUGCAUUCUGGCUGAGCUGGCGGACGCCGGACGACCGCUGUUUCCCGGCUCCGAUGUCCUUGACCAACUGAUGAAGAUAUUCCGAGUGCUGGGCACGCCCAACGAGGACUCCUGGCCCGGUGUCUCGCACCUCUCCGACUACGUAGCGCUUCCAUCCUUCCCGGCCAUCACGUCGUGGAGCCAGUUGGUGCCUAGGCUAAACUCCAAGGGGCGUGACCUGCUCCAAAAGCUGCUCGUCUGCCGGCCAAAUCAAAGAAUCAGUGCCGAGGCAGCCAUGCAGCAUCCAUUUUUCACGGAAAGCGCCUCUUCGGGUCACUGAGAUGGAAUUUUGGAUGGGGUUCCGCCUAUCCCCGAGCGACUGUUUUCAUGUACUUUGAUUAGAAUUAAGGAGAAUUCCCAAGAACUAAGUUUGCUAAGUCUAAUGUCCCCGUGUCUCUGUCUUAUGUCCAUGCAGUAGAUUGGGUAAUAAUUUCUACAUUAUUGUCAUUUGUUUUCAAUUAAAUUUUAAAAGUGAUUCAAGUCUAGGUGCCACACAUUAGUUAAACUUGGAAAAAAGAAGAAAACAUAAGGAAAAUCAACCUUUUUUGCUAAAAGUAUCGUAGAACUAGAGUUCUGGGAUGCACUGAAAGCCUUUGUUUAAGAUCUUGGAAGGUUAUGAGGCAUUCAACAAUGCCAAAUUCACUUAAAAGUUUCAUUUAAAACAGAAAAAAAAAACUAUUUUAAAAGUAUUGUUUUAAGCCCUUUUGUUGAUUUUUAAUUAUUGUUAUAUUUUUGUAUUGUUCAAUAUUAUUUUGCAAAUUUAUUUCUAAUUAAAUAUAUUUAAAGUAAAGCCUGGUUUUCUACUCUGACUCAUAACGAGAUAAGAAAUUCACUCAUUUAAUUUCUUGGAAUUGCUUUUCAUUAUGAAAUUAAGCCAAUCUUUAUAAACUUAGUUGUGUAACUUAAGACCUUAAACUCGGAUUUUACCUAGACUUUGUGUACGUAAUAAAAUAAAAACCACA